Messenger RNA from Drosophila subobscura, 998 nucleotides. RefSeq lists its product as uncharacterized. The record is from RefSeq and is a predicted model, not a curated record. NCBI's taxonomy places the organism in Eukaryota, Metazoa, Arthropoda, Insecta, Diptera, Drosophilidae. The transcript has 2 exons. Bases 108 to 797 code for a protein of 229 amino acids.
UAGGCCCAGAGAUUAGACUCGAUCGUAGGUGAAAGACUUUAAUCUUAAAAGUAAAAUCAGAAUCGCAACUCGGAGAACAAAAAUAUUUUCAUUGUAAUAUUUAAAAGAUGUCCAGUGAUAGCAAUAACGAAAUCAAACGCGUGGAAGGCGGGGAAGUUCCCGGAGGAGGAUUUCUAUCGACAGUCGGGGAAAUUCGUUCCGCUGGAGACAAUCGCCCUUGGGAAACAUUCGAUGAGAAGACCGGGGCAGCCGACGAGGCUCCCUGUUGCAGUAGCACUUUGCUUGGACUUGGGGCACCAACUCCAAGUCGCGCUGAGCCAGCACUAGCUGCCCCAGAAGACAAUCGCACACGCCAGGCCAAACGGCUCAAUCCGUUUGCUGCAGAAUUUGUGCCGGGCGUCGCAAAUCACAUAAUUGCUGAGAAAAUACAAGAAUUUUCCUGCUAUUCGCCAUGGAGCAUUAUUGGCGGUCCGCAGAACAUAUCGUGUGGACCUCGAUACGAUGGCAUUUGGCGUGAGAGCAGCUUACAACAGCAGCUACCUUUUCAGAUCCAGGUUCAGGAUCAGAUACAAGAUACAGAGCCGAUGCAACCAACACAAAUCGAAAAUGUUGAGGUUUCUCGAGACAAAGUGAAGCCAUCGAUGACACAGCGCCUACAUGGGGAUACGAAGCAGAAACAGGAACAGGAACAAGGGGACGAUGCGGAGGAAGUACAGGAACCCCCUAAGGCAGCUAAAGGUAUUCGGCGUUUCAUCAAGAUCCCUGCUGGGCUCAAACGACGCUGCAGCAUUAUGUAAACUACCUUACACAAAAAGCGCCUAAAAACUGAGAUUAUACGGGAAGUUGGGAAGCAACAGGAGGCGAAUAGAGCAAGAACACUUUGAGGCUGACAAUAUUACAAUUACACAAUCAGAUACUACAUAUGUAAUCUUACACUUAACAAAAAAAUGUUAGCCCACUUCCAAAGUUAAAUCCGAUUAAACCUCAAUCAAAGCUGC